AUGCCGCCAGCCGGAGGGGGGGACGCUCACGUGCGACCCUCUGCUUUCCAGCCGGUAGCCGUGGCUCCCAGAAAACCACCGAUCAGACCACCAGGGUCAGUUUUAUAUUGUCCUGAGAGCUCGCAUAGGAGGCACACAAGACCAUCCACUCGAGCUCCGCUGCAGACGCACCCCUUCCCUCCCCUUCGGUUCGUCCAGACCUCCGGCGGCGGCAAGCGCGCCAGCCGCGGCAGAGCGGCCUCGGCCUUUGACAGCUCGGCUCGAGCACCUCCAGGCCUCUAG
Rangifer tarandus platyrhynchus (Svalbard reindeer) is the source of this 282-nucleotide messenger RNA. The record is from the annotation of a GenBank genome assembly. Lineage: Eukaryota; Metazoa; Chordata; Mammalia; Artiodactyla; Cervidae.